UUGGGCGUUGGGCUUGGACUUGAGGCCCACAGCCCAGCAGCAGGUCAGCAGAGAGCAAUCAGAGCAGCAGAAAGCAGCCAAGUGGAGCCAAGUCAUCCUGUGACAUCUCACUCUGAAGCCACCAUGCCCAGGACCAGGCAGAACAGUCUUCGAGGGUCCUCAGGUCGCCACCGUCGCUCCCGCACCUCCAGAGCCGAGCUGAUCUUUGCAGUGAGCCUGGUGGAACACCAUCUGAGGGAGGGUAGCCGUGCCNGGAGGCUCAGUGAUACGGUGCCCAUCUUCCUGGCAGCCGUCCUGGAGUUCCUCACCCGCAGGCUGCUGGAGCUUGCGGGCAAUGAGGCCCAACGCAGAGGUGCCCAGAGGCGCAUCACUCCUGAACUGCUGGACUUGGCGGUCUACAGCAAUAUGCUCCUCAGUGAACUGUUCCAGUUCACCACCAUCUCCCAGGUGGCAGAAGUCCUGGCACUGGCCUUCAAAGUGAGUGGGAAAGAUGAGAGUCCGCAAGCAGAAGUACAACAUGAUGGCAAAGGCUGUCCUACCAGUCCCAGCUGCCACCCUGAGCUCAUGGUCCUCUACCCAGAGACCACCGGGCACCUGUUACAGGAGCUUCAUCUUGACUGGGUAAAGCUCCUGCCCCUGCUCUUUUCUGACUGUGAACUCUCCCCAAGCGAACUCUCCUCAUCUCAACUUUUGAACUCAUAUAUGGACGCCCAGUCCUAA
Messenger RNA from Mus pahari (shrew mouse), 720 nucleotides. Its product is annotated as histone H2A-Bbd type 2/3-like. The record is from RefSeq and is a predicted model, not a curated record. NCBI's taxonomy places the organism in Eukaryota, Metazoa, Chordata, Mammalia, Rodentia, Muridae. Gene Ontology annotation, cellular component: nucleosome. The coding region runs from base 124 to 720 and encodes 198 amino acids. Gene Ontology annotation, molecular function: structural constituent of chromatin; DNA binding; protein heterodimerization activity. The transcript has 3 exons.